AUGUACGGCCAUACCUCUCCUAUUAGACCAGACGCAAGUUCGACUGGUCAUUCAAAUGGAGAUCAUGAUCUACGAUGGAUCCCUAUACCUACCAUUCGUCCCCAACACUUCACCCAGGAGAAAAUCCGUUUGACCAACCUCCUCUCUCCUCGACCCUCUUUGGAUCAUAUGCGAUCUCAAUCUCAUUCCACCUUGAUCAACCGAGAUGAAGCUCGAGAAUCGGAGAUCAAUAAUGGAGGUAAUCUCGCUACGGUGCGUCGUAAGAGCUCGAAGAUUUGGUCCAAAGCCAAAGAAGUUAGUCGGAAAGCUUCUAUCAUCCGUCAACGUCAACAUCGACGUCCUUCUUCUUUAGCAGGGGCAGGGGGGACGACAAGUGAAGAAGAAUGGGAGAUUGUCACUCCAACACUCGGUUCGUCCGAGUUCACUCAAACUCCCACCACGCCGUGUCAUUCGAAUGGAGAAGAUCAUGAAGAUAUGGUCCAUGGUGCUAGAGGGACAGGAACGAUCUCAAGGGUCAGUCAGAGAGCUCAACAAGGGAGUGCAUUAGAUUUACUCGAUGUGAACAGUAUAACCAGUAUAUCACAUAUGACUAGAACGAGCUCGACGGAAUAUCCAAGAUCUGGUUCCGGGUCUGGACAGCGGUCAUUGGAAGUAGAUCUAGGCAAUUAUCAAUUCCCUUCACCGCCUACGCAUAUCAAACAGAAAAGAAGUUGGUUGGAAGGUGGGCCAUUGACAGUCCCAGAAGAUAGAGAAGAGGUAGAAAGGAAAUUGCCUGAUGAUCAUCCAUUCAAUUCACCUCUUCCUUCCGAUCGAUCACACUCACACUCACAUCGGACCCCUCUUUCUCGUUCUUCUUCUUCCCCCUCUACUCAAGAGAGAUACCAUCACCUAGUGGAGAUACUUCGUUCGUUGAAUUUCCUCAAAGAAGAAUUGUUUCGACAUAACAUAUAUUCGAUCAGAAUACUGUCUUCAUUCGAAGAUGUCUUACCUCCAUCUAUAAUGAAUGGAAUAAAUGGACGCUUGGAUAGGUAUUGGAAUAAAUGGAGUGUGAUCCUCAAUACUGCCGGCCAACAGAUAUCAUCAUCCAUCAUCUCACUUCAGCAUCAAUCACCCUCUUCGACUCAGCUUCGGGAUCCACCUGCAGCUUCGCAAAAGGAUUAUACAUAUUUGAAAUCUCUUAUACCUGCUCCAUUGACAACGGACGAGAUGGAAAGGCUGAUAUGGACCUUGGAGGAUAGUGGGAGAGUGGCGAGUGGAACGUAUAGAAGGAUGUUUGGAUGUAGGGCGAAAAGUAGGAUCAUGACGCCUCAGGAGGAAAGGGAGGCUGAUGAGAAGGGAUUGAGGGACUGGAUGGUCGGUGAGACCGAAAGUAUGGAAAGAGAACAGUGGAGGAGAAACUGUAGAGGAAUAUAA
Messenger RNA from Kwoniella botswanensis, 1413 nucleotides. RefSeq lists its product as uncharacterized. The transcript has a single exon. Lineage: Eukaryota; Fungi; Basidiomycota; Tremellomycetes; Tremellales; Cryptococcaceae. The record is from RefSeq and is a predicted model, not a curated record. The coding region runs from base 1 to 1413 and encodes 470 amino acids.